AUGUCUCGACAAGGCGAAGGGAAAAUCGGUGUAGGGGUGCGUGCUACGGAGUCGGUAUCAGGCCAGGGUGGCGCGGCGAACGAUGCGAAGAAGGGUCUGAGUGGAAGUGGGAUUGGGGGCGGAGGGAAAAGCGCGACAGGUCAUUCUGCUGUGACAAUUAAUCGAGUGAAGGGCGGUUCGAACGACGGCGAUGAUGACGACACGGAAGAGGAAGAAGAGGAGGAGGAGGAAGAGGAGGAGGAAGAGGAGGAGGAAGAGGAAGAGGAGGAGGAGGAAGAAGAAGAAGAGGAGGAGGAAGAGGAAGAGGAGGAAGAAGAAGAGGAGGAAGAAGAAGAAGAGGAGGAGGAGGAAGAGGAGGAAGAGGAGGAGGAAGAGGAGGAAGAGGAGGAAGAAAAAGAGGAGGAAACGAAAGCGAAGGUUUUCAGAGCGCAAUCAAACAUCAAGAGAACAAUGGGGGGCAUCGGGGGAAGGUCUAUGAUUGUAAAGCGGGAGCCGUUCCGCGAGCGGGUAAGCUCUGUCAGCGGCGCUGCCAGCGAGCCGACCUCCCCCAGUGGUGCGCAGGGAACAGCGGGGAAGCGGAAAGAGGGCGCUAAAGAGCGCAAACGGAGCAAGCGUAGGCGGCAGGGAGUGGACGCCUGGCAGCUCGCGUAUUUCGCGGCAGUUGCGCGGCGCCAGGCCGUGUCGCUGCGGGAGGAGUCGGAGCGGGUGUGGGUGGAAGCGGAUCGCGUGCUGCGGCAAACCAGGCGGCUCGGCGAAACCGCGGCGGCGGCUUUGGAUGCGACGGCAGCCGCCAUAGACGGGAUGGCGCAGGUUGGUCGAGACGGCGGCGGGGAAAAGGGCGCAACGGGAAGCUUGCGGAACAGAAGCGGGAAGGGCGCAAACGGCAGUGGUGCGCGCCCGGGGGGCAAUGACGGCGGGCUGAGCCUUCUGGGCGGAUCGGCGUUCCGCGUGACGCGCAUGGUGACGAAGAGCCGUGGGGAGCGGGAGAGGUUCGCGGAAAGCGAUACCAGCAGCAGCAGCAGCGACUCCGAUAGCGAUGCGCUUCCCCCGCUAAAACUCCCCGACUCCGGGGAUGACGGCGGAGGCGGGGACGCGCCAGCCGGCGGAGUCAAGCGACUGGGGCUCGGCGCGCUUGCAAAAUCCGUGAUGAAGCUGCACGGGGUCAAGGGGCGCAGGUCGUUGGUGGCGGAGAGGGGGGCGGAAGGGGGGGGCGCGUCUGUAGUGCGGAAGGGGAGUGGAGUCGAGGCGGUGAGCAGCGGGGGGAGUCGGAAGAGUGCGAAGGCGGAUAGGGAGAGCGAGCAAGAGGAGCAAGAAGAAGAAGAGGAAGAGGAAGAAGAGGAGGAAGAGGAGGAGGAAAGAAAGGAGGGUGGUGGCGAAGGGAAGGAGGAGAGUAAUGCACUAUGGGACGAGGAGGAAGUGAUAGCAGCGAUUUUGGCGGCAGCUACGGCGUCGGACCGCGGGCUAGACGAGGGGCUCGCGCUCUGGGACGUGGAUUCCGCCUCGAGUGGCGGCGCGAAGACCGCCAAGAAGCGCUUUAAGCGCGCCGCGAUGCUCUCGAUGUUCGCGUCCACAUUCGUGCGCGCGGUGGGCUCGCGCGGCGUCGAUGUCGCGAACACUCCGCUUGCUGUCGCCACGCCUGCGGCCGGCGCGCGCGGGCUGUGGGGCCGCGCGGUAGGCACAGUGUCGACGGGGGGGUUCGCCGCCGCAACCCCUUCCGCCGUUCCUUCCGGUACCCUUUCCCGAUUUUCCUCCGCCGAUUCCGCGGGACCUCCGCAAAGUAAUAACGGGCAAGGGGCUGCGCGCGACUUGUGGGGCCGCGCAGUCGGCGCGGUGAAAGCGCAAGAUUUCGCCGCGCCUACGCCCGGUCCUUCACAACCAGGCGGAGCGCGCGAGUUAUGGGGCCGUGCGUUCGGCGCCGCGACAAAUCUGGAGCCUCCACCGCCGCUGCUCAUACCUCCGCGGGGCCUUUCCCCCGCGGAGCUCGCCGCGGUCGCGGCUGCGGGUACACCGCUUCCGCCCCCAAGCCAUGCAGCGGGGGGCAAUGCGCGCGCCUUGUGGGGCCGCGCGCUGGGUGUGGUGACCGAGCAGGGUUUUCCGCUCCAAACGCCGGCCGCGUCCAGUUCCGCGGGGCCAUCUGCGGCGGAAGCAGGCCCGCGCGCGCUAUGGGGCCGCGCGGUGGCCGCAGCGACGGGGAAUGAGCCGCGGGACGAGGGGGCGCGCGGAGGGUGGAGUGAGCGGAAGCAGCGGGCGCGCGGGCGGCGGUCGUCGUUACCGUCAGAAGAGGAGCUGGGCAAGAUCGCGGAUAUGGCGUGCGCGGUGCAGGAGGAGACACGUCAGCAGCUCGAGUCCGCGCAGCGCCUUAACAUGUUCCUGGCGCAUGAAAGCGCACUGGCGCAAGGGCACGUGUACGGAUAUGGCGGGUAUCCGCACGCAUACCCGCACGCGCACGCGCACCAGUCCCCGCUCCUUUCCUCAUUCGCGCAUUCUGGCUCCUUUUCCGCCUUCCCCAUGCACGCCGCGGACAAAUCCUCCUUUUCCGCGGCCACCCCAAACGCCAAAAGCUCUUCCCCCGCCGGUUUACCGGCGCACUUGCAGCAGCAGCAGACAGGGGGAGCUUCCCCGGGGGGACGCCCGCUGGAGCGCGCGUGGGGCAUGAAGAACGCGGAUCAGGCGGUGGGGGGAAGGAUGGCUGGCGCGCGCGGGGAGAAUGGGGGAAGGGGGAAUGGUGUAUGGGGAGCGGAUGCACAGAUGGCAAGGAGAGAGGGGCGCGGGAAGGGCAGCGGGCGCAGUGAGAACAGAGGAGGGGCAGGGGACAGCAUGGGGGACACGGAUGAGGAGCAGGAGGAGCUGGAGAGGGAGUGGAAGAGAGAGAGGGAGAGGGGGAGGGAGAAGGACUCAGGAGUAGGGGAGAGAGGGAGCGAAGGGUCCCGGAGGUCUCAGAAGCACGCGCGCAGGGGCAGAGGGGGAGGGCAUGGCAGCGGCAGCGGCAGUGACAGCGGCAGCGACGGGGGGGAAUCAACAGGGCGGUCGGGCGAGCGGGAGUAUGGCAUGGGGGGGGAAAGGGAGGAGAGCCCCCGGGGGAAAACGGCAGCGCGGAGGCGGAGUGGGUCUGCAGCGAGCGGGGUGCGGAUGGUGCUUGCUGUGAAGCAGAUGGUGGGGAGGGAGGGCGGCGGCGGGGGGAAGGAAUCGGAAUCAGAGUAUGAUACAGAGGCGGAGGAGCACAAGGCGCAGAAGGAGAAGGAGCGCGAGUGGCUGCAGGAGAAGAGCCGCGAGGUGGAGGCAGCAGGGGAUACGGAGGGGGAGGAGAAGGAGAGAGCGAGGGAGAGGGCGCGGCAGCUGGUGCGGCGGCCAGAGCUGAAGCGCAGCUCGUGGAAGGACUACGAAGGGCACGCGCAGGGGAGGGACGGGGGCAGCUGGGAGGACGCUGCACAGGGUUUUGCAGAGAAAGGGGAUGAUCGUGGGGGAGGAGAGGGGGUGAGAGACAACAUGUUACUGGACAGUAUGACUCUGAACGCCCCACCAGCAUCCAAAGACCCAAAGCACCCACGCGCUCCCAACGCCCUCGUCCAACCCACGGGUUCCGCUCCCCCUUCUUCCUCCAACCCCCCUCCUGCACCACCGGUCAAGCCUGGCAUGAUAGGCAAGCCGGGGUUGGGCGCUCCAUUGGCGUCCGCUAGUGGGGGAGGCUUGCUCAACUCGCAUAGCUCAGGUGACUGGUCCUCCACUCUCCCUGAUGGUGCUGCUGGUUCUGGCCUUGCCAGUGGCAAGAGCAGUGGUAUUGCAGCUGCAGGUGCCAGUGCCGUCUCCUCCUCUGCCACGUCAGCCGGAGCCACGUCAGCAGGGACCAUGCCACCCCUGCGCAGGUCGCAGACGGCAGGAGGGCAGGAGGUGGGGCGGGCCCUCGCAAUCUAUCAAGAGCCAUGUCCCUGGGCCGCCAUGCCAUGCCCCAAGCCACCUUCCGCCCCCGCCUUCCCCCCGGGCUCGAUCGCCCCCCGGGGAAUGGCAGCAGGAGGGGCAGCAGCGGGUGGUGCAGGAGGAGGGGGUGUGCAGCGGCAGGUGGGGCAUGGAGAGGGGUCGUUGGAGGAGGGUGACGAUGGCGGGCUGGCCAUGGUGAGAGGAGGAAGCGAGAGGCCGAGAGCAAGCGGAGGGGUGGCUGGGAUGGAGGGUGGAGACGACUCAGUGCAGCUGGUGCGGAGCAUGAGUGUGGAUCCACGAGGUAAGGCUGGUGGUAAGGGCGGAGCGGGGGAGGGAGGCCAUGGCAGUGGGCGAAUGGCACUUCCGGAACUACCGCCGCUAGGCCAUGAGAGCCUCCACGUGUCGCUCUAUCAGGACACGGGGCGUCUUCAGAGCCAGACGAGCCGCGUCGGCGUGAAGAACGGCGCGUGUCAGUGGGCGGACACGCUGACGGAGGUGGUGAAGCUCACGCGCGCCAAGGGCAGCAAGGCGUUCGACGACAAACACUACCGCCUUGUCGUUGCCUCGUCGGUCGACGGUGCGGCACCGCGCUCGCCGCUCUCCCUAUCCUUCACGCGGCACCGGCCGUACGACACGGAGAGCGACGACGAGCGCGGGGACGAGCGCGACAGUAGGGGCGCGGCGGACGAGGAGAGCGAGGCGGAGGAGCGCAUGUACGCAGCGGCGGGUGCCGGGGGAGGGCGGUCGCGGUCGGCGCGGUACAGCAGCAGUGCGGCGUCGGAGCCCGCGGACUCUCUGCCCGGCACUCCCCUCGCCAAGCCCGCCGUGGCGACCGCUGCUCCGCUUGCCAAGUUGCAGCUCUUCACAGGCUCGGCGCGCUCCUUGACCGCGCCAUCCACGCCUCCUCGCUCGCUACACUCCCCGCGAACCCCGCCAACUCUCGCGCAGGUAUCUUCUGGCCCUUCCGCGCCUGAUUUUUCUCUCUCCCCGCCGCCCGCCCUCCGCGCGCACCAUCUGCCUCCGCGCAAGGACGACUCCGAUUACGCGCGGAACAGCGACCGCGAGUUCAGUGAUGCGCCAUCAGCCCUCCCGCCGCCGGCAGGCGCAAUGCGCAGCCUCAGCAGCCCUCGCGCCUCGCCACUUCAUUCUUCGGCGUCUGACGUGUCUCUGCCUCUCGACCCCCCGCCGUUCCUUCAUCCCACCCGCGCCUCGUCCCGCCCAAGCUCCCCCUUGCGCGCAGCAGGCAAUGCGCGCAUGAGCGGAGCCGGCGGACUCGGCUGGCGGGGAGAGGGUGUGGGCGUGGGCGGAGUUGCUGAAAGCGUGGGGGGCGGGAGUGUAAGUGGAAGCAGCAGCGCGGGGGGAUGGAGCAUAGCGCGCGGAAGCAGCACGAGCGCGUCCAUAAGCCGCAGCAGCAGCUGCGCAAGCAGCCACGGCGGGUGGUCCGCCAUCGGCUCGUUCCGCGGAGCGCAAUCGCCCGUCAGUCGGAGAACCCUGCUGCUGGAUCUUCAGCAGCAGCAGCAGCAGGCGGGGGGCAUGGGAUCAGAGGUGAAAACGACACUGGCGCAAGCGGAGCGGAAAGUGGGCGCAAGUGGCCAGGAUGCUCCCGCGCAACCUCCUGCGCGGGUGCUGGUGGCGCAGGAUAGGGCGCGGGCGAGUGGCUACGGUCAAGCGGAGUCCGCGGGUAGAUCGGCGGGCAGUUCCGCCACGCACGCGGGGGAAGCGGAUGAGCUGCGGGGAGCAGAGGCCAGAGCACGAAUCAGCAGGAGCAGAAGCGUGAGCGGGGGGGGUGAAGGGGGAAACGACGCGCUGGUGGCAGCGGAGGGCGCGGCUGCGCGUGAUGCGGAGGAAUCGCGCGUUCCGGGGUGGCAGGUGGAGCGGCUGCGGGCGCAGGUUGCGCGCGCAAGGGCGCAGCAGACGAAGGUGGAAGAGGAGCGCGACCGACUGGCGGAAGAGUUGCGCCGGGCGCAGAGCGCAGGCGAAAGCGGAGGAGCUGGAAGCGGAGGAGCGGGGACCGGCACGCUGGGCGCGCUCGGGGCAACGACUAGUAGCAGUAGCAAUGGCAGCGGGAGCGGGCUGUGGGGGAGCGGGUGGGAAGCGAGCGGGGGGGAGGGGAGCGGGGGGGAAGGCACACAGAGCUCGACGGACGGCGGAGAGAGCAGCGGGCGGGAGGCGAUGGAGGAGGCAUCGCGGUUGCGGGGCGAGGUGUCGCGCGCGCCGGACGAAGCGUCACGCGCGCGGGAGGAGGCGUCGCGCGCGCGCGAGGAGGUGCGGUACUACAAGGACGUGAGCGCGCGCCUGACGGCUCAAGUGGACUUGCUGCGGACCACCAACGACUCGCUCGCGCAAGAAGCGCGCCAAGCCGCGGAAGACGCCAGCAAGGCGCGCCGCGAAGCGCAGGAGCUGGCGGCGACUGGGAGGGAGCGCGAGCGCGCGCUGCGCCGAAUGGAUGGGGCCGCGGAAGAGAAGGAGCGCGCGUGGCGGGAUCGCCUGCAGCGCCUUGUGGAGGAGCGCGGAGAUCUCGAGGCUAAGCUCCGGCGCGCGGAGGCGGAGCGGGAGGAGGCGGAAGAGCAACUGCGCGCACACAGCGAUUCCCGAAGAGGCGGGAACGGGGAAAGCGCAGGCGGGGGGAGCGCGGAGGAGUUGCGGGAGUUGCGCGCGCGGGUGGAGGAGGGGGAGCGCGAGGUGGAGGAGCUGACGCAGGAGAGCCUGCAGCUUGCCGCGGGGCUGAGCGCCGCGCGGAGAGACGUGGCGGAGCGGGAGGCGCGGAUCAAGGAGCUCCAGGUGCAGGUUAGCGUGCUGCAGCGGUGGGAGAAGCGCGAGGAGCGGCGGGGUAAGGGCGGAGACGACUGGGGGAUGCGGCGGAGAGAGGAGGGCGGAGUGGAUGAGAGCGGGGAAGGCGCGGAGCAGGUGGAGCAGUUGCAGCAGCAGCUGCGGCGGCAGGAGGAGCAGGCGCAAGAGGCGGAAGCGCAGGCGCGGCGACUGGAGGAGCAGUGCGCGGAGCUGGAAGAGGCAGCGCAGCGCGGCAGAGAGCGGGCGGAGGAGGCGGAGAAACGCGCGGAGCAGUUGGCGCAGCAGGUGGCGGACGCGGAGAGGGCCGCGCGCGAAGCUGAGGAGGCGCAGAGGCGCGCGGAGGGGCAGGCGCGACUGGCGGAGAUGAGCGCGGAGAGGCUAGGCAACCGCGUCCGCGCGCUGACGCCCUUAGAAGCGCGCGUGGGGGAGCUGGAAGAGGAGCUGCGCGUGGGGACGGAGCGCGUGCGCGUGCAGGAGCGGGUCAAGGCGGAGGCGGAGGCGCGCGCGCGACAGCAGGCGGCGCUGCUGGCGGAGGUGCGGGAGGAGCUGGAGGCGGAGGUGCGGCGGUUGGGGAACCAGGUGGAGGGGCUGCAGCAGCGGUGCAGAGCGGUGCAGGGGGAGAAAGAGAGUCUGGAAGCGGAGAGAGACAGAUUGGAAGGGGAGGUGAAGCAGGCGCGCGCAGCAGCGCUGGCGGAAGCAGGCAAGGCGGAAGCGGAGGCGAAGCGCGCAUGGGGGGAGGUAGAAUCGAUGAGGCGGGCGGUUGAGUCUCUGGAGAGGGGGAAGCGGGAGGCGGAAGCAGAGGCGAAGGGCGCGCGGGAUGCGCGGAAGGCGGCGGACGUGAGAGUAGAAGAGCUGUCAGUGCAGCUGGCGUCGCUGCGGGAAGUGCUGCAGGAGCAGGCGGAGCGGGCGGAGGGCGCGGAGGCGGGGCGGAAGGCGCAGCAGGCGCAGGCAGAGGCGGAGGCGGAGAGGGGCAAGGCGGAGAGGCUGCAGCAGGAGGUCCAGGGGCUGGCGGGGGAGGUGGCGCGGUUACAGGGGGAGGCGGAGCAGGCGCGGAGGGAGCAGGAGGAACAGUGCGCGGAGCAGCAGCGGGUGGUGGAGGGGAGGGAGAGGCAGCGGAGGGAGGCGGAAGGCAGGGCAGCGCGCUUAGAAGAAGCGCUAAGGACGGUGGAAGAGGAGCUAGCGCACAGCCUGGCGCAGAGGCGCCACGUGCAGGAGAGAGAGGUCCAGCUGGAGGCUGAGGUGGCAGCGCUGACUGGGAAUGCCGCCAGGCUGGCGGCGGCUGUGCGGGCAGCGGAGGAGAGGGCGGCGGAGGCGGAGGAGGAGGUGGGGAGGAUGAGGGAGAGCGUGGAGAGGGCGAGGGGGGAGAAGAGGGAGGUGGAGGAGCGGAUGGAUGAGGUGGAGGCGGAGAGGAGGCGGCUGGAGGGAGAGGUGGAGCGGGUGAGGGGGAGUGCACGAGGGGAAGGUAAGGCGGAGCGGGAGACGGCAGGGAGUGGGGUGGAGCAGGAGCUGUGGGCACGGCUGGAUGUGCUGCUGGGUGAGAAGGAGGAGGCAGUGCAGCGUGCCAUACGCGUGGAGGAGGGGUUCCGACGUGAGAGGGCUGCUUGGGAGGCCGAGAGGGAAGAGGUGAGGGGCGAGGCGGAGAGGAUGAGAGGAGAGGUGGAGAGAGCGAGGGCGGAGGCGGAGCGGGCGAAGAGAGAGGUGGAGAGGGUUGAAGGGGAGCUGAGUAAGGUGAGGGUGGGUGCUGGUGGUGCUGCUGGUGCAGUGGGAGGGGAGGGGGGUGGUGGUGGGGGAGAGAAGGCGGUGGGAGAAGGGCCAGCGAGGAGGCUGAUGAGUCAGAUGCAGCGGUGGAGCUGGGUUAGUACCGGUGCUGCCACUGCUGCUGCCACUAGUGUGGCGACAGGGACCAGCACUGGUGAUGGCAGCACAGCUGACAAGGCAGGCAGGGGUGACACAGAGACUGACAACCAGCAGCAGCAGCAGCAGCAGGAAAAGAGGGCGGAUUCGAAAGAGGGAGGCUCGGAUGGUAGCAGCAGCAGUGUGUGGGAGGAGAAGGUGCAGAGGCUGCAAGCAGAGGUGGAGCGGUUGAAGGCAGAGGUGCAGGCAGAGCGCGAGUCAAGGCGAGCCAGCGAGCAGAGGAGUGAGGAGUACACGAGACGUGUGAGGGAGCUAGAGUCCCAGCUGCAGUCCGCCAGGCGGCAAGCAGCCGAGGCGGAGAGGAGGGCAGAGAGGCACGCAGAGGAGAUCCCAGUGCUGCGAGCAGAGCAGGCGGCGCUGCGGCGACAGGUGGAGGAGGCAAGGAAGCAAGCAGCAGGCGUGGAGAAGGCGCGACUGGAGCUGGAAACAGAGCAGCGGAGGCUCGCGCAGCAGCAGCAGCAGCAGGGCGCGGGCGCAGGCGGAGACAAGAAGAAAGAGUUUGAGAAGCUGCGAGGGGAGUUGAUUAAGGAGAGGUUGGAGAAGCAGGUGGUGGAGGAGCGGAGGGUGUUGCUGGCGGGGCGGCUGGUAGCCAUGGAGGCUGAGCUGGCAGGCUUGGAGGAGGUUCGGCAGAGGAAUGCGAAGCUGGAGGCAGAUGCGGAGACGAUGAGGGUUGCUGCGGAGCAGCUGCAGGCUGCUGUGAAGGCCAUGGAGGAAAAAAUGGCUGCUGCCCAUGGGAAGGAGGGAGUGGGGGAUGGGGGAGCAGGUGGAGUGGUGGUGGGGCAGGUUGGGGUUGUGGUGGGUGAUGGUGUGGCGUUGAGAGGGAGCGUGGUGGUUGUGGGUGAGGGGGAUGUGGGAGGGAGUGUGGGUGGUGGGGAGGAGAUGAAAGGGGGUGACGAGGGGUCUGCAUACAGUGUAGGAGGAGCAGGAGCAGGAGCAGCAGCAGGAGCAGGAGGGGCAGGAGGGGCAGGAGGGGCAGGUGCAGCGGGAGGAGGGGGGGCAGAGAAGGAGUCAGGGCCUCAAGACGUGGACUUUUGGAAGAGCUACGGGCUGCCCCAUGGGCGAGUGCCCCAAGGAGGCCGGCUGAGGGAAGAGCGCGUGGCACGGGGUGGCGGAGGUGGUGGUGGGGGCGGAGGUGGAGCAGGUGGUGCGGGAGGAGGGGGAGGUGGAGGAGGAGCAGGGACAGGGACACGAGGCAAGGCAGCGUCAACACAGCCCUUUAGAACCCAGCAGCAGCAGCAUGCACAGGUGCAGGCACAGCAGCGGGUGCGGGCAUCGAGUCCUGUGGUAGGACGGGCAGGCAGUGGGGCGGGCAGUGGAGGGGCAGGCCGAAUGGGUGGCGGCAUGAGUGGGGAGAGUGCGAGGAGGGGCGUGAGUCCCCUGCGAGGGGCCAGCCAGGCUCGCUCUUCCAGUCCUGUGCGCGCUGCAAGCCCUGCUCGCACUGCCAGGCAGCCUGCAGCAGGAACGGGAGCAGGAGCAGGUUUGGCGUUUGGCAGUGCGACUACACGCCAUGCGUCACCUGCACGCACAGCCAGACAGCAGCAGCAGCAGCAGCAGCAGAGUGGUGGGGUGGUGGCAGGAAUGGGGGUGGGAGCAGCGGCGAGGAUAGCAGCAGGCAGGGCGAGUGGAGGCAGUGGGGCAGGGCAUGCAGGAGGGACAGGCAACAGUGCGGGUAACCGGCAUGUGGCCGUGAUGGGUGGUGCGUCUCUCUCUCACAGCACCGUCAGCAGCGCCGGCGGCGGUGGCGCCAGCAGAAGUGCUGUUGCAAGCAGCGGCUUGUAUGGGAGCCGAGGGGGAGGGGCUGCUGUGGUUGCAGCAGCAAUGAGGCGGAGCAGUGAACGCAGCAGCAGCAACCAUGCCGUGGCGGCAACACACGCAGAGGGCAGCAGCAGCAGCAGCAGCAGCGGGCAUCAUGGCAGUGUGACUGCGAGUGGCGGCGGCAUUGGCAGCGGCACAGUGACUGCUAGCCUGCUGGGCUGCAUGGCGGCAUCAAGCCUGCUGGAUGAGGGCGCAACGAAUCCGCUCUUUGGAGAUGAUGAUGACGAAGAGCGUCUAACUGUGUUUGCAACACAACCCGCGUUCCCUCUCUACGAUGCCAUGUCGCCGACCCCGAUCCACCGAUCACCGUCCGCCACCCACGCUCUUCCUAAUCACCGCGCGCACGAUUACCGCGCGCACUUAUCCUGUUCGUCGCCGAGUCUCGCAGCAGCUGCUGUCGAGGCGGCGGCAUCUGCGGCGGCAGCCAGCGGCAUAGGAGCUAGCCGAGUGUUGCACGAGCGGUUGUGCCUUCGCAUAGAUGUCGCUAACCAAUCGCUCGCAGGUUUCGCGGAACUGCAUGUUUCCUUGCCGUCCGCCAAACUUCCGCUCGUUCCGCCCGCGGAUCGUGCUCCGCCGCCCCGCGAUCCUUCCGCUGCGCCGGAGUCUCCUUCUAGGUCGCAGGCGGCUUCCGCUCCCCCGCUGCCAGGCGCUUCCGGUUCCGUUGGCGUUGCGCGGACUCGUUCAUUGGACGAGUGCGUUGCGCGCGACGUUGGGGGAGUGCGUGCGGGGGCGCAUGCGCAGGAAGGUGGGGGGGCCGGCGAGAACGCGGGGGAUCUGGGCCCCGCGCUGUGUUUCCACGCGCGCGGAUUACACAUCCGCCACGUGGCAGUUGAUGGCGUGCCCGCGCCGUUCUAUCUCCUCCGCCCGGCCCUCCCGCGAUCUAAGCGGGGGGGGCGCGACGAGGGCGGGGCGGAAAGGCAAGGGGGAAAGCGCAGAUCUUCGGGGGUUAAACGAGCGGAACGGCAACGGGCGGAGAAGGCCGGGGAGAGAAGGCUAGAGCCAGAUGUUGAUAUCGAGUUAUCUAGUGGCGGGAGCGACGGUGACGGUGGUGGCAGCGACGCGGAGAGGGCGGUAUCAGGAGCAGGUGCGCGGGCUGCAUCAGGUUCCGCAGUCAAGGAGACAAAGCGGGCGCGCGGAAAACGUCCGCGCAGGGGCGCAGGCGCAGGCGGGGCGGAGCGGGAAGCGCAGGCGCGGAGGGUGGACGGAGUGGGAGCAGCGCGCAUGGGGAUGGGGGAGGGGUGGGAUGGGACGGUGGAGGGCGCAGCGGAGAGCGGAUACGCGCAGUACCUGCGGCUCGUGCACGAGGAACGCGUGCCUGAGCUAGUCGUGUGGCUGCCACGUGCUGUGACAAUAGCACUACAGGCGCAGGCGCAGGCGCAGGCGCAAGCGCAAGCGCAGGCAAACGCGCGGGGAGCGGCAGGAGUUGCAGCAGCAAGCAGUGCGGGUGGGGCAACUAGCACUGGGGGCGCGCCUGCAGCAGACAGCAAGGAGAAGGAUAAGGAGCGAGAGAGGGAGAAGGAGAAAGAGAAAGAAAAGGAGAAGGAGAAGGAGAAGGAGAGAGAGAGAGAGGGAGCAGGGGCAGGAGAGGGCGAGGGCGGGGAAGCAGGAGCGGAGGUGGUGGUGAGAGUGAGAGUGGACUACGAGUUAGCGCCGCAGCAGGCGGACACCACACCCCUCACUCCCUUCAGCACCACCACAACCACCAGGAGCAGCAGCGGCGGCAGCAGCAGCGGCGUCGGCAGUGGGGGUUGGGGGAGUGGCGGAGUGCACUUCGCAGGGGGGUGUAUGCACACGGUGCUGGGGGUGCCGCGCAGGGCGCGCUGCUGGAUGCCGUGCGUUGACUCCCCCCGCCACCGCUGCUCCUUCCUCCUCUCCCUCUCCGUGCCCCAGCCUCUCCGUGCCGUCGCCCCCGGCACGCUUGUCUCGCUCUCCCCUGAGGGCGGGGAGACUGGCGGGGAAGCGGGGGGUUGCGGAUUGUGCGGCCGUGUGGGGGGGAGAGGGGAGGGUAUGGGGAACGGGGCAGGGGAAGGGGGUGAGGAGGGCAAGGGGGAACGCGAGGGUGGGAAGAUAUGCGCUGCUUGUGGAUCCUCAUCAACACCCCCCCCCACCACCCUCAACACACACCCUGUCCCCGCACACACCCCCAUUCCGCUCCCCACCGCACACCCGCCCCCCUCCUCCCCGCCACUCCACACCUUCACCUACCAGAUGCCUGUACCAAUAGCAGCGCACCAGGUGGCAAUCGCUGUGGGUCCGUUCGUGGAGCUGCGGGAUCCGCGCUGCCCCGCGCUGUCCCACUGCUGCAUGCAGCCCGUGCUGGCGUCUGGUGCUCUCGCACGCACCACCGCCACUAUCGACGCGGCGUUCCGAGUGUUUGAGGACUACAUGGGCUCGCCUUUUCCCUUCCCCUCGCACCGCCUGCUCUUCCUGCCAGAGGCCCACGGCGAACCCGACCCUGCUGCACCACAGCCGUUUGCAGCGCCCUUUGCACUGCACCCAUCGGAGCUCGUGUCUCUUGACGCAGCAGCGAAGCGACUGAGAGCGAGCAAGGCAGUGGCAGUUGUUGACAUGCUGGCAAGGCAAAUGGGUGCUGAUGCCUUCCGGAAGCUCCUGCAGAGGCUCAUGCUCCGCUCGCAGGCCACCUCCCGGCGGCUUCGCUCGCUAAGCACCGCGCAGUUCCGGCACUUAGCUAACAAAGUUGGGAACUUGGAGAAGCCGUUUUUGAAGGAUUUUUUCCCGCGCUGGUUGCACUCUCCGGGGUGCCCCCGGCUGUCGCUGGCGUUUGCGUACGUGCGGCGGCGGAAUGUGAUCGAGCUAGCUGCUAGGAGAGAAGCCACGGCACGCCCUGAUCUCACUGCUCUCUCCUCCUCCCCUGACGCCCCUCCCCUGCCCCCCUCCGCUGCCGCUGCCGCCGCCGCUGGUGGCGUUGGGAGGGACGGGGGGCCAGGCGGGGAGGGUGGGGGGAUGGGCGCUGGAGGGGAGUUUGGAGGUCUGGUGGACGAGUUGGGAUGGGCGGGCAUGGUAAGCAUAAGAGUGCAGGAGCCAGAGGGGCGUUUUGACCACCCGUGCCUGCCGCUGGGCGGCGACAGCUGUCUGCUUCUGGAGCUGCCGUGCCACUCGAAGCUGGCGCUGCGGCGCGUGGCGCAGGCAGGGAAGAAAGGAGCCGGGGGAGGCGCAGGGGGGGCGCCGGGGGCAGGGGAAGAGGAGGCAGGCGCAGGGGCAGACGCGGCAGCAGCAGGAGGGGCAGGAGGUGGUGUAGGUGCAGGUGGGGAGGGGAAGGGCGGGGGAGGAGACAUGCCGGUGCUGUGGAUGAGGGCGGAUCCGGACAGGGAGUAUCUAGCCCACAUGCGCCUCUCCCAACCCGUCCCCAUGUGGACCGCCAUGCUGGCUCGCGACCGAGACGUGACGGCACAGAGCGCAGCGGUGGCAGCGCUGCAGCAGGUGGGGGAUGCGGCAGCAGCGAGUGCGCUCUUUGCGUGUCUCUGUGAUGCUUCUGUGUUCUGCCGUGUGCGUGCUGAUGCAGCACUGGCCCUCGCGCAUUGCUGCACUGCCGCCUCCUUCACGCCGUCGUCCCCGUCGCCGUCUCUCCCCGCCGCUGCUGCCAACCCCACGGACUUAUCCCCUUCUCUGCCACACACCCCCCCUGGCACUGCCGCUACCACCACCACCACCACCACGACUACUAUCACCAUCGGGAGUGGUGGGGGGACCGGCGGCGGUGGGGGUAGCAGCGGCAGCGGCAGCAGCAGCAGUGCGCUACCAGGGUUGGAACUCCUGCUACGUUUCUACAAGGACCGAUUCUUCGACCCGCUCACAGGCCUCCCCCGCUGCAACGACUUCACCGACUGGGCGGAGUACUUUGUCCAGAUCUGCAUCCCGGCAGCAGUGGCCUCAGUGAGGGAUGCGCGGGGGUGCUCCCCCGUGGCAGCGGUGUCGUUCCUGCUCUCGCUGCUCCUGCACAAUGACAACUCGCGCAACGCGUGGGAUGACUCGCACUUCCUCUCUGCGGUCAUCUCUGCCAUUGCGUCGCUAAAACUCUCGCCUGACCACUUCCUUUGCAGAUCUGCCACCGGCAGUGCUGCCGCCGCUGGCGCUCCCCACAUGGUACAGGCACAGGCACAGGCACAGGCACAGGCACAGGCACAGGUGGCGCUACAAGGGGAGUGGCGCGCAGCAGGCAUGAGCGUCAGUCCCGUGCUGGCUGCCCGAGUGGUGCAGCAGCUGCAGCGCUACCUCUCCUUUGACCGCAUUCUCCCCUCCUCCCUCCGCCGCGUGUCUGCCUCGUGCCUGCACGCGCUCACGCACCUCUCGCUCUCUCUGCCCCCGUCCGCCUGCGACCUCCCUGCGCUGCGCUCGCUGUUGCUCAUCUCCCUAGACCCGCUCCUGCGCCUGCUGCUGCAUGUGACUGUGGGCUCCCAUGCCGACCCGUCUCUCCGCGUGCGAGUGAAGCUGCUCACCCACUCCUCCCCCUCCAUCCGCCACCUCUGUGCUCUCCUCGGCGCUCCCUCUGUCGCCCUGCCGUCCCUGUCCCACCCUGCGUCUGCUGGGCCUGCGGGUGGGAGGAGCAGGGAGGGCAGUCGGAGGAGAAGCGGAGGGGGGACGCCGUGCGCUGGCGCUGCUAGGCGGCCGGAGGGGGUGUCUCUUACUGUGCGCCUCCCCCGCCCUGCUCCCCCUCCUCCUCCCCCUCCCCCCCGCCUGGAGCCCAUCCGCCUGAGGCUCACCCCGGGGGGAGGGGCGGGGGGAAGCACCACCAGCACGGGCAGCGUGGGGGCAAAGGGCGGAGCAGGGAGCGUGGGGGGAGCAGGGGGAGGGGAAGCGGGGGAAGCAGGGGCGGCGGGUGUGGUGGGUGUGGUGGGUGCUGUUGGUGGUGUGGGUGGUGGUGGGGAGGCAGGAGGAGGAGGGUCACGGGGAGGGGUGGAGGAGGGGAGGGUGGGGAAAGUGAAACUGAGGUUCAAAGCGGCUGCAUCCCCCUCCUCUGCUGCCAGUGCGGAAGCAGGUAGCAGUGGUGCGAUGGCAGGGGCAGGGGGGGAGGCGGGGCAUGCUCAAGGGGAGGUGGGGCGGGGGGGAGGCGUAUCAGGGCUUGGGGCAGGGGCAGGGGAUGGGGGGGGGAUGCCAGGGGCGGUUAGGGGGAGGGGGGGGAAGACAAGGGGGAGUGAGCGGAGCAGUGAGAGUUAUGGAGGGGGGAUGGGGGAGAGGAGUGUGGGAGGGGGAGGGGGAGAGGAAGGCGGAGGGGGAGGGGGAGGGGGAACAGGAGCGGGAUUGGGGAAAGGCAGUGGGGAGGCGAGUGCGGGGAGCCAUGGUGUGGAGGGGAGGAGCGGGAGUGUGGGGGGGCGGAUGAGUGCAUGGGCGGAGGGGGUAGAGCAGGGCAAAGGGGAAGGGGAGGGAGAUGGGGGGAAAGAAAUUUCGCCAGGAGGGAAGGAGCGGGAGGGCGGGGAGGCAGGGAUAUGCAGUGAGAGGGAGGAAGGAGGGGUUGAGAGAGGUGGAGAGGGUGAGGAGGAGAGGAAGCAGAUGGUUGCAGGGAACGACAAGGAGAGGGGCAAAGGGGAUCUGGGAGUAGGGGAGAAGGGAGGGAGUGAGGGGAGGGGGGACGGUGCGAAAGCUGGAGAGAAGGAAAGCAAGGACGGGGGAGCGAGGAGCAGUGGUGGUGAGAUAGGUGGGGUUGGUGGUGCUGUUGGUGGCGGUGCACAUGGAGGGGAGGAGGGGAAGGGGGAGAGGGGCAGUCAAGGGACAAAGGAUAAUGAGGAGAAGCGAAGUAAGAAGAAGAGGAAGAGAGAGGAGGGGGACCAUGGGCGGGAGGAUAGGAAGAGCAGUGGGAAGAAAUCAAAAGAGGAGAGCGACAAGGAGAAGGAUAAGGAUAAGGGUAGGGAUAAAGGUAAGGAGAAGGAGAAGGAGAGGGAUAAGGAGAAGGGUAAGCGUGAUGGGAAGAAGGAAAAGGAAGACAGUGAGAGGAAGAAGAAGAAGCGGGAGAUGCGGGAGGGGGAGACAGAGGCAGAGCACAAGGAGAGGAAGCGGCGAAGGAAGGAGGAGAAGAAGCUAAAGAAGAAGAGAGAGAAGGAGGAGAGGAGGAAGGGGGAGGCAGCGGAUGGGAAGAAGAAGAAGCGAGACGGGACGGGCAGUAGCGGUGGUGAGAGGGAGAGGGAGAAGGGAGAGAGGUCGGUGCGAGCAGAGGCGGAUGGUGCAGGGGUGGAAGGGGAAGCAGGUAGCUUGCAGGGGGAUGCAGUGGGUGGUGUAGGCACGCAGCAGGGCAGGCAGCAGGGCACGCAAGGCAGCACCCAGGAAAGCACCCCUGGUGUACGAGAAGUGGACGAAUCAGGUGGCGAUGAGAGUGGUGGGGAGGAGAGGGAAGGGGGUGGUGGUGAUGGGGAUGGGCAUGCGGAUGGGGAUGGGGAUGGGGAUGGGAAUGGGGGAGCAACAGCGACACUUGGAUCCAUCAUCCAGCCCCCGGCAGUCUCCACCCCAUCACCAGCCACCAGCCGAGUCAUUCGCAGCGCGUGUGGCAUCUCCUUGCUAGCAAGACAUUUUGAGACAUCUGCGCGGAGCGGCGGAAUGGAUCCCAUGGCGUACGCGGACGAUCUCGUGCGCGAGCUGCUGGUUUUCCGCGGAUUCGCGCACACGCUAGCGGCAUUCGAGGCGGAACUUGCGGCGGACAAGCUGCAACCGCCCCAGGCGCAGCGCGUGGUGCAUCACAUCAUGCGCGAGCUCAUCCCCGCGCUGGACUGGCGCGCGCUCGCGCGCCUCUUCCUGGUGCUCCGCCAGCGCUUCCUGGCGCGCGCGGACGGCGCGAGCUGCGCGGCGCUGGAGGAGCUGGAGAUGGGCGUGCAGCGGCUGUUCAUGGUGACCGCCAUGCGCGCGGGCAGGCGCGCGGAGGUGGUGCGCGUGCUAGAGGACAUGGGGGAGAGCGUGCAGGCGCUUCUCAUGACCGCGCCCCAUGACUGGACGCUCUGGUUCGGGCCUACCCUCCUGCCUUACCUGCACCGCACUCAACCGCACUCACUCACGCAGAGCACUCAUGCCAUGCUGCCGCACUCCCUGUGCUUGCCUGGCGCACACCUCCUCCCAUUCACCCCUUCCUUUUCACCACUCCCUCUCACACCGUUUCCUUGCGCAUACCGCCCCGUCCCUCCUCCAAGCCCCCCUCCCUCCCUCGCACCCCAUGCCCCUCUCGUCCCUCUCCCUCACCCCAUGCCUCUCUCCCCCCUCCCCCCAACCAGCGGCGCUGUACAUGCGGCAUCCGGAGCAGCACCCAGUGCUGGUGGCUCGUCGAGGCCACAGCAGCCGGCGCUGCUGCGCUUCUGUGAGGAGCAGCGGCGAGCGCACCACCUGUUGGCAACCAACGACCACGCUCAGCGCCAGAUCGCGCGCCUGCGCCUGCUGCUGCGCGCACGGGACAAAGACCUUUCCCUGCUCCGCCAGUUAGCCGCCCAUCCCUCUCUCCCCUUGCGCUCCCCGUCGUCGACGACUCCUCUCCUCCACCAUCCCCUUUUCUUCCCCUCCCCUUCUCGGACCCCUCUGCUCUUUCUUCCACCUCGCUCCCUCCCCUCUCCUCCCUCUCCGUCCCGUCUUGAUCCCCUCUCCCUUUCCUUUCCAUCCCCUUUCCGUUUCCUGCUGUCUGUUACAAAGCUCCAAACCCUGGCACCGGAUGAAGACCCUCUCUUUCCCACUGCACCCUUCUCCACCUAUCUACACCACCACCCCUCCCAUGCCCCCUCCGCCUCUGCCGCCCCUCCAACCCUCCACACGUCUCCUCCCCCUACAUUCCCCCCAUCACCGGUCCCUUUGCCUGUGCAAUCUCCCUUGUUGCCAGAAGCAGCAGCAGCAGCAUUAUCAGCAGCAGCAGAAUGUGCAGCAGAGGGGGGGAGGGGAGAGGCAGGCAAGGAGCGAUCAGAAGCAAGGGGAGCAGCAGGCGGGGACGUGGACGGGGGGAGGGAUAAAUGGGUGGGUGGGGAAGCUGGGGCGUGGGGGGGAACAGGAGAGUAUACAGCAGCAGGUGAGAAGGUAGGGCGUGGUGAGGCUCCUUCAGCUUUUCACACUCCUGCUCCUGCUUUUGACACUACAAGUGCUGCUGAUGCUACAGCUGCUGAUGCGGGUGCUAACACAGGGCAGCUUCCAACCCAUGGUGAUGGUGAUGCAACAACUGCCGCUCCUCCGGCUGAUACAACUGCUACCGCUGCGACAGCGGCUGUGGGGGGGACGGGCGUGGUGGGUAUGGUGGAGGGGUGGUUUGGGCGGAGGCAGGGGUGGGGGAAGGCCAAGAAUGGGGGUCCUGGGGCACAGCAGCAGGGUGGUAGCGCGAGCAUGGUGAGCGAUGCCAGUGGUUCCGCUAGCCAUGCUGCCUCAUCCACUCCUGCUCCACUGCUUGCCCCUGCAACUGCUGCUGCUGCUGCUGUGGCGCCUGGAGCAGGUGAGCAUGGGGAGAGUGGCAGCAGCGGUGGCAGCAGAAGGAGUGGCAGCAGCGGCAGUGGCACGAGUGGGAGUAAUGCCGGGAGCAGAGCAGUGGCGGUGCAAGCGAUGGUGGGCGGAGGCAGCAUGUCGCUCGUUGCCCUUUCUCGCGAGAUUAAGAAUGCCAGACAGGCUAACCUUUCAACCCCAGGCACCGCCAGUUCUGCUGGCGGUCAGGGCAGCAGCAGCAGCAGUGGCAGUGGCAGUGGCAGUGGCAGUGGCAGUGGCAGUGGCAGUGGCAGUGGCAGUGCAGCAGCGGGUGGGGCGCGGAGGGGGGAGAAGGAAGCGGGUGGUGGUGCGGAGAGGGAUGGGGGGAAGGCGGAAGAGAGGGAGGCACAGGGGGGUUUAGAAGCGGUGUUGGGGGAGAGAGUGGGGGGUGGAGGGCCGGGGGUGGUGUGGGUGGGGGGGCUUGUGACGCAAGGCGCGGAGGCAGGUGGUAAGGUGGGGAUAGAGGCGGAGCGAGGGGUGCAAGCUGGGAGAGCGGAAGGGGGAACGGCUGGGGAAGGGGUAGGAGAGGGCGGGGAAAGGCGUGGUGCAGUGGAAGGGAGAGGCGAGGCAGGUAGCAGGGCGUUACACUCUGAGAACGGUGUGAGUGGACGGGAUGACGUGAGGCCGGAGAUCUCAGAGGGAGCAGCGGAGGGGCGGGGGGUUGCCGGCGUGGUGGUGCGGGGGCAGAGGGAUGCAGCGAUUCUGGGGGAUGCCCCCGUGCAGGCUCUUGAAUGGGACGCCAAGUCCGACCGCCUGCUGCUGGCAGGGCUAGCAGACGGGCAUGUGAAGCUGUGGAACGCGCACUCCAAGCACAUGCUCUCAGACGCCCUGCACCCACAGCCCUACACCAGACUGCUAGACAUUCGUUCCAGCCCAUCAGAGCAUCUUUUCGCAUGUGCUGCAGCAGCCUUCGACCACCCGCACCACUCUCCACCCCUCACAUCAUCUCUCCAACCCACUCCCCCGCGUGCGUCAUCGGCCCGUCAACCACUCCCCCCACCUGCACCUUAUGGAUGCAUAUCCCUCUGGAGCCUCCGCACCAUGUCGCUCCAGGGCUAUCUCCCACUGGGAGAAUCACCCCCACUCAUCACAUCUAUCUGCCUUAACCACAACGGAAGAAUGCUCGCUGCUGCUGCUGCUGACGGCACACUCAGACUCUUCGACGUGAAUGCGGCAUCGCAGAUCGCCUGCUGGCCUGUCACCCUGCCAGGCACCUCCCCCUCCUCCUCUGCGCACCCCCUCUCCCCCGCGGUCUGUGUGCGCUUCCUCUGGGACCACUCCUCGCUCUUCUCGCUCUCUGCUUCAGGCCAGAUAACGGAGUGGAGUCUGCACCAGCAGGGCCAGCUGUUGCGUCACUUCGAUGCAUCCAGUUACUGCAUGCACCCACCAGGCAACACAGGGCCAGUCCCAUUCACCCAUGGCUCUGGGGGCUCUGACUCCCACUCGCACUCUGAGACCCAGUCCCAAGCGCUGUCCCCACGCGUGCCGCUGCUCUCAGCGCGCUCGCUCCUGCUGCCGCACGAGCUGGCCAUUGACUCGCAGGGAUCGCACCUCCUCACCACCUCCUCCUCCCACUCACCCCAGCUCCUCGAUCUACGUCUCUCUCAACCAGCGUGGCACGGGGCGGCCACGCAUGCAGCGCCCGUCACCACAGUCGACUGGCACCCCACGGCUCAUGCCUUUGCUUCGGGCUCUGCAGAUCACACCGUGCGAGUCGUCUCCCUCUCAUGA
Closterium sp. Naga37s-1 is the source of this 20592-nucleotide messenger RNA. Lineage: Eukaryota; Viridiplantae; Streptophyta; Zygnematophyceae; Desmidiales; Closteriaceae. The record is from the annotation of a GenBank genome assembly.